Messenger RNA from Hydra vulgaris (swiftwater hydra), 1230 nucleotides. RefSeq lists its product as uncharacterized. Gene Ontology annotation, cellular component: nucleus. Lineage: Eukaryota; Metazoa; Cnidaria; Hydrozoa; Anthoathecata; Hydridae. Gene Ontology annotation, molecular function: DNA binding. The record is from RefSeq and is a predicted model, not a curated record.
AGGAAAUAAACCAAAAUAUCUAGUUAACGAGGACUUAAGGGCGCAAGUUCAAUUAUUCAUUAUUCAAUAUAAUAUUAAGAAGUAUUAUGAGACAUCGAAAAGCAACAGCACUAAAAGGUGAUUGGGAUCCCAAUAAUAUUUUCCAAGCAGUUGAAAAUGUUUUAAAUAAAACUCUAUCUGAAAGAAAAGCUGUUGAGAUAUUUGGAGUCAAACGUUCAACUCUUAAGAGGCGAAUAAAAGAAGCUCGACUAUCUCAAAAUGGAUUGAAUAAAUUGCAAUGUGUUCCAUAUAGUAACAGUUCUAUGAAAAUUUUUUCAGUAACAGAAGAACAAGAGCUGGUUCAAUAUUGUUUAGUUUCUGCAAAAAUGGGAUAUGGGUUAAGUCCUAUUAAGCUAAGAGCACUAACAUUUGAAUAUGCUCUCAAACUUGAGAAGAAGUGUCCACAUUCUCGUCGAGGUUCUGCUAAACCUUGGGAAACAAAUAAACAUGCAGGUGUAGAUUGGUUUAGAGCUUUUUUAAGUCGUCAUCCAGAACUUGUUAUAAGAAAAACAGAGGCAACAUCAAUUGGUCGAAUGUCAGCAUUCAACAAGUAUAAUGUAAAUCUAUUUUAUAAUAAUCUGCAAAGUCUUUUGAUUAAAUACAAGUUUUCACCAAAUGAUAUAUGGAAUGUUGAUGAGACUGGUGCUACUACUGUACAAGUGCCAGAGCAUGUUUUAGCCAAGAGAGGAGAGAGGCAAGUUGCUUCUGUUACAAGUGCAGAACGAGGUAUCUUGGUAACAAUGUGCAAUGCAGUAAAUGCAAGUGGAUCCUCAAUAACACCAUUCUACAUAUUUCCACGUGUUCAUUUUAAAGAUUUUUUUCUGCGAAAUUCAAUUCCUGGUUCUGUUGGCACUGCCAACAAAUCUGGGUGGAUGGUGGAAUCAACCUUUAUGGAGUGGUUUAAUCAUUUUAUAAAAAGUGUUCGACCAUCUAAGACAAACCCUGUGCUGUUGAUACUAGAUAAUCAUGAGUCUCAUAUGUCAAUUAACUUCAUUGACUUAGCAUCAGAUAAUGGUGUAAUUGUUUUAACAAUCCCACCCCAUACAUUACACAAACUACAACCGUUAGAUAUAACAGUGUAUGGACCUUUCAAACGUCAUUAUAAUCGUGAAAUUGAUAGCUGGUUGGUAUCACAUCCAGGAAAAACUGUUUCAAUCUAUGACAUUGCAGAAAUUUCUGGAUAGGCUUGGG